AUGAAUGGCAUCACAGAAUAUAUCCGGACUGGAACUUUACCCGGAGAUCUCAAACAAGCACACAAAGUCCGGGUGCAAGCUGCCUGUUUCACCCUGAUUGGGGGACACCUGUACAAGCGGUCCUUCACAGGACCUUACCUUCGUUGCCUAGGGCAUUCAGAGGCCCAGUAUGUGUUAGCUGAGUUACACGAAGGAAUAUGCGGGAAUCAUUCAGGAGGACGAUCUCUGGCACAUCGAGCCCAUUCACAGGGAUAUUAUUGGCCAACAAUGAAGAAGGAUGCGGCAGCAUACGUCAAAAAUUGUGACAAAUGUCAAAAGCAUGCUCCCAUUCCACAUAUGCCAUCAGCAACAUUGAAAUCAAUAUCAAGCCCAUGA
Molecule: messenger RNA, 375 nt
Organism: Vitis vinifera (wine grape)
Lineage: Eukaryota; Viridiplantae; Streptophyta; Magnoliopsida; Vitales; Vitaceae
Exons: 1
Coding region: 1-375 (124 amino acids)
Source: RefSeq, a predicted model, not a curated record